AUGGGCUACCGUAAACUGGGUUCGCGUAAGGCCCAGUGGAAAUGUCCCGAUUGUCGAGUUUUGGAGCAGUCAUCGCCGUUAAAAAGUGCCGAGGCUGCUUCACUUGAUUCUAUCAUGCAGGAACUAAAAUCCAUCCAGCGUCAGCUUGAAGGUAUGCCGGGCCUUGUGCGAGAUGUCAAGGAUAUAAAGAAGGAAAUCGACGAGCUCAGAAAAGCCUGUGAUUUCAACAGCGCAUCACUAGAUGACCAUAAGAAGCGGUUGGACAAAACUGAGAGCAAAUUAUCGGAAUUGACGAGUAUUAAAGGCGAUAUUCAGUCUAUAAACAAAGAGCUGGACACCCUCAAGGGCGAUAAUCUAAGUAAGGACCAGUGGCAGCGUCUUAACAACGUUGAGGUAAAAGGAGUACCCCAAAGGCAAAACGAAGAUUUGUUCAAAAUCCUCGAUCAGAUAUCAAUAGCGAUUGGCUACCCAGUCCAGAAAACAAGCGUUAAUUACAUUUCUCGGGUGCCAACAUACAAUAAUAAGGAGAAACUGAUCAUUGUAGGAUUUAUCCACCGCUACGUAAAAGAGGAUUUUGUCGCUUCUGCUCGUGCAAAAAAGAAACUUAUUGCUAGCGAAAUCGGCUUUGUUGGGAACGCGCAGAAUAUCUUCAUAAACGACCAUCUAACCCCAGAUUACAAAAAGUUGCUUACCUCUGCAAAGACGUCACUAAAGCCGAAAGGUUAUAUGUAUAUAUGGGUGAAGUACGGGAAAAUACACGUGCGGAAGGACGAUGCGUCUAAAAUAUUCGUUAUUAAUAAUCAGGCAGAUUUAAACAAACUAUUGUAG
Molecule: messenger RNA, 828 nt
Organism: Cydia pomonella (codling moth)
Lineage: Eukaryota; Metazoa; Arthropoda; Insecta; Lepidoptera; Tortricidae
Exons: 1
Coding region: 1-828 (275 amino acids)
Source: RefSeq, a predicted model, not a curated record